AUGUUAGAACACAAUAUGACAGAAAAGGCAAAACAUUUCAUAACAACAAGCGGCGAAGCCAAAGAAAUAGUAGACAAUGCACCCUUAACAACCCACAACCCACCCACCCAAAACAAACGUAAAACCGAACAAAAAUUUCCCCUUCCAACCCAACCAAACAACCCAAGCACCCAAAUUAAACAUGAUGGUUCUAUUUGCAAGCUUUGCAGCGAAAACCAUACUUUGAGGGAAUGUUCGUCAUUCAAUUCUCUUGGAAUAAACGAGAGAAUUGAGUUUGUAAAGAAACAUGAAAUAUGUUACAAUUGUUUAGCCGUCGGUCAUGUCAUACAAGCUUGUCGCAGUACAUUCAUAUGUAGAUAUUGCGGUGGACGACAUAAUAGUUUAUUGCACCGACCAAAUUCGAGGAUAAACCCACAUAAUGAAGAUAAUCAGGCAUCUUCAUCGUCAAAUACAGUUCAGUCUUUCUCAACCCACACCCAAUCAAGCAAACCCACACCCAUUGAUGACAGAACGAAGUUAUUAGGAACAGCAGUUCUGAACGUAGAAGUCCAAGGUGAAUUGUUUCCAGCUAGAGCGCUUAUUGACCCAGCUUCAGAUUUCUCAUUUAUAACAGAUAAACUAAGAAAAAAAUUACAUUUACCCACUACACCCAUAGUUGCAGAAAUUUCUGGAUUAAAUGAGAUAGUUUCUGCAAGAUCAACUAAACUGUGUCAAGUUUCUCUACGCUCGAAUACCCAUAAUAAUUUCAAAUUGAAUAUCCAAGCAAUUGUAGUGAAAACACUUACAAAAAAUUUACCCACCCAAAGUUUAAACCCAACCCUAAUAAAAGACUUGGAAGAUAUUCAAUUAGCUGACCAAAAGUUCUAUGAAAGCAGACCUAUAGACUUUAUAAUUGGCAGCGAUUUUUACCCUCAAAUAUUGAAAUCUGGAGUACGGAAAGAUCUUCUCAAUACCCUAAUAGCUCAGGAAACUGAGUUUGGCUGGAUUUUAACCGGACCCAUUCAGAACACAAGCAAUACUCAACCCUUAGUUUCAUACUUCAGUUCAGUCACGCUUGAUAAAGUUUUGACCAAAUUCUGGGAGAUUGAAGAUAUAUCCACCCAACCCAAAGUUUCAGAGGAAAGUUCUUUAUGUGAAGAAACUUUCAUGACCACUACCCGUCGAUUACCGAAUGGCCGUUAUCAAGUUAACCUUCCAUUUAUAUACCCUCCUGUUGAGUUGGGAAACUCUAGACACGUUGCUAUGGCUCAAUUUCUACGAAACGAGAAAAGUUUAAUAAAAAAGCCAGAGCUUAAAAUGGAAUAUGAUAACGUGCUACAAGAGUAUAUCGAAUUAGGUCAUAUGAGACAUAUAAAAUAUAACCCAAACACAUCUUCAAAUACCCAUUAUUAUUUACCCCAUCAUGCUGUUGUUAAACUUGAUCGUGUUACGACAAAAGUUCGAGUUGUUUUUAAUGCAUCGAGCAAAACCUCGAACAGCAACAGCCUUAAUGAUACCCUAUACACUGGUCCUACCCUACAACAAGAUUUAGUUGUACUUAUCUUGAAAUGGCGCUUUUAUAAGAUAGUUUAUAAUGCCGACAUUACAAAAAUGUACCGGCAAAUUAUGCUAAACCCUAUCCAUACACCCUUCCAACGAAUAUUAUUCCGUAAAAGCGUCAACGAAGCCAUUCAAGAUUAUGAACUGCAAACAGUUACAUUUGGUGUUAACUGUGCGCCAUACUUGGCUAUUAGAACACUACACGAAUUAGCCAAAGACAUUCAAAAUACCCACCCUAUCGCUUCGCAAACACUGCGAAAUAAUAUGUAUGUAGACGAUGUAUUAGCCGGAGGUCACACCAUUGAAGAAGCUAAAGAAGGCCAAACCCAACUGAUCGCGGCGCUUGACUCUGCUGGUUUUCCUUUAAGAAAAUGGAUCUCAAAUACGAGGGAAUUGUUGAAAGAUUUACCCGAAGAUCACCUACUUGAUGUGGAUUUACUCAACCUUCCAGAAUCGAAUAAUGCCAAAACAUUAGGAAUCCGAUGGAAUGCUAAAGAAGAUACGUUUUUCUUUAAUGUACCCUUAAUUGAAAGAAAAUCAGCAUACACAAAGCGAACUGUGUUAUCAGACAUUGCUCGUCUUUUUGACCCAGCUGGUUGGUUAGCGCCAAUUGUUAUAUCUGCCAAGAUUAUUAUGCAGCAAAUUUGGCAAGAUAAUACAGCUUGGGAUGAAUGUCUUAAACCACUCACCCUUAUAAAAUGGCAAAAGUUUUUGCAGUUCUACGAUAAUAUUAAUAGAAUUCAUAUUCCAAGAUGGAUUAACUUUUCACCUUCAGCAAAAAUUGAGUUUCAUGGUUUUUCAGAUGCUUCUGAAAAAGCGUACUCGGCAUGUCUGUAUGCACGAGUAACACCCAUAGACGGACCUAAUUCCGUAACCCUACUCUUCGCUAAGACGAGAGUUGCGCCAAUCAAAGUAAUCUCGUUACCAAAACUUGAACUUUGUGGUGCAGUGUUGUUGGCAAAUAUGACACAUAAUUUACUCACCCAACUCAACCUACCCUUACAUCAGACGUACUUCUGGACCGACUCAUCUAUAGUUUUGGCCUGGCUUAGUAAACACCCUAACUCGUGGAACACAUUUGUAGCAAACCGAGUUUCUACAAUAAUCCAGACUGUCGGCGUUGAAAAUUGGAACCAUGUUGCUUCACACGAUAAUCCUGCCGAUGUUGCUAGCCGAGGAUGUAAUGCUGAUGAGUUAAAAGAUGACACUUUAUGGUGGAAUGGACCAUCGUGGUUGAAAGAAGUCGCGUCGAAGUGGCCAACAACAAAUAAACACUUCAUUACUCAAGCUGAAGCUAAAGUUAGUCAGUCGUUUACUACGACCGUUAAUACCCACCCUUCCUUGGUUAAUACGAAUACAGAAAACCCAGAUAUAUUAUCAAGAUUUUCGAAAUUGUCAAAAGCUCUAAGAAAAUAA
Lucilia cuprina (Australian sheep blowfly) is the source of this 2955-nucleotide messenger RNA. RefSeq lists its product as uncharacterized. NCBI's taxonomy places the organism in Eukaryota, Metazoa, Arthropoda, Insecta, Diptera, Calliphoridae. The coding region runs from base 1 to 2955 and encodes 984 amino acids. The record is from RefSeq and is a predicted model, not a curated record. The transcript has 3 exons.